CCACUUCUCCUCAUUUUCCCGCCCACUGCCACUGCCAGACUGCCUGAGCUGCACCGGCUCUCCUCACUGGCUGGCUGUGUGCAUCUCCUCCCUCUUGCUCCUAAAUUGGCAGGCCGCUGCCGGGCUCUCUUUACCCCCCCAUCCCCCCAGUCUUUCGCCUCGACUCGUUUCGCCUCGCCUGACCAACAACUGACUGACAGUCCUGUCUGCUCUACUCUUUCUUCCUCCUCAUCAACACCACCAGAACCACCUCUCUCUCUGAUAUUUGCUGCUGUUGGGGUUUUUCUUUUCCUUUUUCUUCCACGCCUCUCACCAUAGCCUGAAUAUAAACCUCCCUCUCGUGACGCCCUUUUUGUGUGCGUCUCGCCUGGCCUGCACUGCACUGCAGCCUGCACACGCGACCGACCCGACCAGCCGUUGGACCCGUUGGAACCGCUCCCCCGGAUUGUCUCCCCCGCGAUUUCGAAUUUGGGUUCCCAAAACCACUCACACAAACCUUCGACGGCCCGAUUACGAUCCCUCCUUCCUGCAUGAACCCCAGCUGUGCGCAACCACUUCGCUGCCUCACCUGCACGCCAUCUUCGCAUUGAGCAAUAGCCAGCCCGCUUGCUUUUUUUUCGACACGUCGGAUGCCCUCAGCACCAGGGGCCGCGGAGGUUCUCAUCACAGGCCGUCUGCCACGAGGUCUCCCGACUCCUCCCCAGGAGCCGCCGCAGUAAUCUGCCUGCCCUCACCCGCCGACCGAUCCACCGACGAGCGGCGGAAUUCCACUUCAGUCGUGCUCACCUCGACUCGACUCGACUCACCGACGCCGAUAGAAAAUUAGCGUCAAUUACACCAACCUUCUAACCCUCUCACAAUGACCUCAGGCACAAUGACGACCGCCGUCAAGAGAGCCUGUGACGCCUGUCACCGUCGCAAGGUCAAAUGCGACGGUGUCAACCCCUGCCGCAACUGCCACACGGCCCAGCUCGGCUGCACGUACCACGCGAUCCCUCAGAAGAAGGGCCCAAAGGGCUCGAGAGCAAAGGUUAUCAGCGAGUUGCGUGAGACCCAACGCCAGACCAGCCUUUCUGCACAGGUCCAGAACCGCAUGAAUGGUGUGAAUGCUCCUCCAGCCGUCCCGACGCUCGCCCCCACCCCGGGGCUUCUGACCAGCGAUAUUGUCAAGGAGUGCAUCGAAUUCUUCUUCGCUAACAUGUACCCAAACAUGCCCGUCCUCAGCCGACAGCGCCUCGAGCAGCAGGCUGUGUACAUGGAGCAGAGCCUGGAUACCUACUGCCUGCUGGCUGCGCUAUCUGCCUUCAUGAUGAUUCAGCCCGGCAUGUCCAUCCCAGGCGACGCGUACGGACUCGACAGCAUGCCCGGUGCAAACAUCGUGUCCAGCACAGUUCUCCUGGAGGAAGCAAUCCGUGUCCGCAAGGGAUUCGACUACACGGAAAACCCCACUCUCAACACCCUCUGCACGAGCUACUUCCUCUUUGCUUGUUUCUCCGGCCUCGAGAUGCACGAGAAGGCCUGGUUCCAUCUGCGGGAAGCCGCAACCAUGAUUCACAUAAUCGGGAUGAACAAGGAGGAGACUUACAUCCAGUUCGACGAGGUCGAGUCUUCGCGGAGGAGACGCCUCUACUGGCUGUUCUUUGUAACGGAAAGGGCCUAUGCAUUGCAAAGAAACAGGCCGGUGACAUUACAGGCCACCAUCAACUCGCCGUCACUGGCUGAUGACCCAACAGACCACAUGGCGCACCAGCUCAACAGCUUCAUUCACCUCUCCAGCCUGUUUAGGCCAUUUGAUGAUUCCCUUCUCGGGAUGUGGAGCAAGAACCGCGGCAACUGGCCCACUGCUUACCUGAACAACCUGCAUAAGCAGCUAACGGACAUCAUCCCCGCUUUUCACAGCUACGGCGACUCGCAGCUGCACGACCUCAGGAAUAACCAGCAAUGGCUCAAGACGAUGCUGUGGCAAUUGAACAGCAACGGUGCCCACAACGAGGAUCAAAUCUUCCAACAGUACUCCUCCAACAUGGCAAGCCAACUGCUCGCCGGCAUCUCGUCCAUGCCCCAGCAAAACUCCGAGAGCCUGAAUGUCUCCUUCUUGACAAAGCUCCUGGAUGUUGCUUGCUCACUGACAGACGUGCUUGCAUUGUACCCUGCUUCUAGGGAUCCAUUCUCACCCGGCCCACGCGAACAGCUUAACCCACUUCUGAACGUCCUGACAGUGCUCCGAAACGGCGAUUACCGCUUCGUUCCUUUGCUCAUCAGCAAGAUCAACGAGACACUGCCAAAGCUCGCCAGCCCGAUGCUUCAGAAUGUGCCAGACAAUGUCGCCACCAAAGCUUGCAACAUGGAUAUUUUCGAUGGCUUUGGCAACGCCGGCAUGGCCCAACCCCCGGUGAUGAUGGACGACUAUGAGAAGAAGUACACGCCGCGCAUGGAUGAAACACCAGUAGACUCCGGCAGCUCGCAAGGAGGAUCGACAUCUUCCAACCACGAGUUGAACUCGCCCUUCAUGAGCUCACCGCCAGCCACGUCACCGGGCGGGGAGUAUUCACACGGCCUGGGGGAGAACAGCUAUGGCUCAAUGUCGGGGAUGAUGAUGAAUCAGAUGGGCGCCUCGUCGUCAAUGAACGGACCACCACCUGUCACCAACCCGCCACAAACGCCGCAUACGCAACACCAGCCCCAACAGUCGAUCUCGUCGAUGCAAAACAUCAACACGCACAUGCAACACGAUAUGCCACAACACGGCAUGCCACUCGAACACACCCCGAACAUGGGUGUCGACCACCAAAAUCACAACUUCGGGCAACAGUUCAACAACGGCAUCGCAUACAUGAACGCCAUGUCUCAGGGCAUGAACACGAACAACCUCGUGAGCCGACAAGGACCGGCCCGCACAAACAGCUUCGCCAUGGGCCCGAACCACCCGAAUCAACAAACACUACGCACGGUGGCCGACUUCCAAGCCUUACAGAGGGCAAACUCAGACAUGAGUACCAUGAGCUCACUAGGCCUGAAUAAUGGCCUGGGGGUCGAAAUGGAUUUCAUGCGGUAGCGUCGCGUACCAGCCAGACUUCUUUUCCCCUGGCCUGGCACAACGCUUCGGCGGCAUUGACCUCUAUGUCUUUUGCAUCCAGCGAUUAUUCAUUGUUACUAUUUCUUCUUUUCUCUUCUUUCGCCCGAUUUAUGGGUUCCAAUUUUGAUUCGGAUGGAUGGCACGCAUGAUAUAUGACAAAUGUUAUCGAGACCAAAAAAGAGGCGGAAAAAUUUGGACAUAUGCUACACCCUGGCACAACUCAUCAUGCCGAUGACAGCACACCAGGAAAUCUGGGGGAGGAGCCUUUGUAUUUGUGCGCUUGAAUUGCGUCGUCUAUGGAUCGGACGGGACGGGACGGAAAGACCUGACUUUUUGUUGGCACCAUGGUGUUUUGGGAGCGUUGAAUAAGUGCGGCCUUGUUUUGUUUCUAAAAUGGCUGCUGCGGUUGGACAGCAGUCCUCUAUGAGCUGGCAGUCUCUGUGUUGCAUGUCUGCCUGCCUGUCUGCCUGUCUACGCUACUGGUACGAGCGAGUUGGGUGCGAGCUGGUGCUGCCAUGCACCAUGCACCCCGGGGUGGAUAUCUGGGCCCCGCCCGGUUGAACUGGAAGUUUAUACGUUAGCUCCUCAACUCUGGAAUGAAAGAAGAAAAGAACGUUUACACCUA
Messenger RNA from Diaporthe batatas, 3701 nucleotides. RefSeq lists its product as uncharacterized. The record is from RefSeq and is a predicted model, not a curated record. Lineage: Eukaryota; Fungi; Ascomycota; Sordariomycetes; Diaporthales; Diaporthaceae. The transcript has 3 exons. Gene Ontology annotation, biological process: DNA-templated transcription; regulation of DNA-templated transcription. Bases 860 to 3055 code for a protein of 731 amino acids. Gene Ontology annotation, molecular function: zinc ion binding; DNA-binding transcription factor activity, RNA polymerase II-specific; DNA binding.